AUGCACCAAUUCAUCUCAGACUUUUGCCCGCAAACAGCUUCUUAUAAUCAACCCCCAGGAUCUAUCGAAAACAUAGAGGCCGAAAUAAAUAGUGACAUCGACAGUCCAUUUAAUUUAAAAGAACUGACAAUAGCGAUUGAGUCAUGCAACAAAAAAUCUAGCCCUGGGUUAGACCAAAUAGACAACAUUAUGCUCAACAACACUCCAAACAACUAUAGAGCGCUGCUUUUACACACCAUAAAUGAUAUAAUUGCCAGCGGAAGGUUUCCACGAGAGUGGAAAGAAUUCCUGGUAAUGCUACUACCCAAAAAAGAAAAAAAUAAAUUCAGACCUAUCACAUUAGCUCCAUGUAUGCUAAAACUAGCCGAAAAACUCAUACAAACCCGAUUAAUCUACUACCUAGAGAGCAAUGCACUCUUACCCGAUUCUCAAAAUGGCUUCAGAAAAGCUAAGUCAUGCGCCACUAGUAUUGCUUAUCUAAUCGCUCAAAUACAUAAAGCUUUUAUAGAAAAUUCGCAUAUUAUUACAUUGCUGAUAGACAUUAAGUCUGCUUUCGACAUGGUCAAUCCGAAUAUGUUACAAAAUAUACUGGAAGAUCUUAAAAUACCAAUUAAAACAAGAACAUUCAUAUUCAACCUAAUGACAAACAGAAAUCUCUAUUUUAAAAUUAAUCACAAACUAGUGGGACCCUUCUACAGACACAUUGGAGUCCCCCAAGGCUGCGUUCUAAGCCCGACCCUCUACCUCAUUUAUGUUAUCUAUCUCAACCGACACAUUAAUCCUAAAAACAAUAUCAUACAAUUCGCAGACGACACAAUAAUAUUUACAAACAAUAAAUCUGUAGAAGAAGGCCUAGCUACAUUACAAAACAACACAAGUGAGAUUAUCAACUUUUUCCAAUCCAUAGGACUAGAUAUAGCUCCGAAUAAAACACAAUUGAUCAUCUUCUCCAACAAAAAUAUAGAUCCCAACAUAUCUAUCACCAUAAAUGGACAUAAAAUUAAAAAUGAACAAGCUGUUAAAUACCUUGGAGUAUGGCUCGACUCCAAACUAAACUGGAAUACACACGCACAAAAUCUUAUUGAAAAAAUACAAAAAACUAUAAAUAUUAUAAAAGUCUUGAGAACGACUUGGUGGGGAGGACAUCCUCAAGUACUCCUCAAUGUCUAUAAAGGUUUGGUUAGAAGCAUCACCGAUUAUAACUGUUUCUGUAUAAAUAUCAAGAAUCCAAAACUAAGAGAAAAAAUCAACAAGCUACAAUACAAAGCAAUCAGAUUGGCACUAGGAUAUAGAAACUCUACACCUAUCAAUGUCAUGCUGGCAGAAUCCAAAGAAGUCCCCAUAACAACCAGAACGGAGUACUUAGCAGACAAACUAGCGGUCAAGAUCAUAUCAAUAGAAUCAGAUAGACUUUCUAACAUGCUCUGCGAAUUAUUUGUCCUAGCAAGAAAUAAAAACAAAAUUUUCACCGUAAGCUCUUUCCCUUUAUUCAAAUCAUUUAUACACUACUUUUAUCACAGAGGUCACUUUAUCAAAAAAUUUAACUUACCACUUCCUUACCCAUACAAGCUUGAAACAAUGCUAAAUGACAAAGAGGACGAGAUCAUCUCAAUAAAAGAAGGUUCUAUCAUACAAAAAUCAGAAAACCCCAAUACUGCAUUUGAGGAGAUGUUUUAUAAUAACCCAUCCGAAGAAACGGUUGACUUUUUUACUGACGGUUCUAAAACAGAAGACAAAAAUCACACAGGAGCAGCAAUUUAUUCACCAUACAAUAAUCUCGAAAAAAAAUUCAAAUUCAACAAAAUUGCAUCCAUAUUUACAGCUGAAGCAUUUGCUAUUUUACAAACACUGAAAAUAGUACUAAACAAAAAUAUAAAAACUUCCAGAAUUUUUACUGAUUCCCAGUCAGUCCUACAAGCGAUUAAAUAUUUCUCCCCACUAAAAACAAAAAAUAUGUCUUAUCUUAUUCUAGACAUAAAAAACCUAUUAUACGAGAUUAUAAACAAAAAACUAAAACUGAAAAUUUACUGGAUACCCGCUCAUAAAAACAUUACAAAUAACGAAAUAGUAGACAAAUUAGCUAAAGAUGCCAUUACAACAGGUGAUCAAGUUGACCUAAAACUUCCAUACACUGAUAUGUUUGAAGAAAUCAAAAAAAAGGAACACAAAAGCUUCAGAAAAAAACUAGACCACGAAAAAACAUACAAGGGUAAACUAUACUUCGAAAAUUAUUAUGAAGAUACUCCAAAACCCUGGUUUUAUAAAACCAUUGCUAACAGAUAUCAUAUAACAACAAUUAACAGAAUUCGUUCAAACCACUACUCUCUAGCAGAGAGUCUAUUCAGGAAAAACCUAACCGACUCAGAAGAAUGCAAAUGCGGAUUCCUCACAGAAGAUUUAGAUCACGUUAUAAAUGAAUGCCCGCUCUAUAUUAAAGAGAGAGCAUCCCUACUUAAAAAAUUAAAAAAAAACAAAUCAACAAUUCCUUUAGACUUGAAAAAAACAUUUAAAAUGCCUAACAGCAUAGAAGCAAAAUUUCUAACAGAAUUUUUCAAAGCCUGUAAUUUAGCUUUAUAA
Molecule: messenger RNA, 2577 nt
Organism: Nasonia vitripennis (jewel wasp)
Lineage: Eukaryota; Metazoa; Arthropoda; Insecta; Hymenoptera; Pteromalidae
Exons: 1
Coding region: 1-2577 (858 amino acids)
Molecular function (GO): RNA-DNA hybrid ribonuclease activity; nucleic acid binding
Source: RefSeq, a predicted model, not a curated record